CAGCAGGAGCAGCCUGUGCAGAUCAGGACCUGGCUGCGGUGGGAGAGGGUGGGACCGCCUUCAGGGAAGAUGGAUCUGGCAAGAUGAUGCCAAAGGGUACUUAUUCCAUCAGGAGAUACUGACGAGUCCUUCCGCUGCUAAACCUAAGGAGAAUAACCACGACGCAAACAUGCAGAUCUUUGUGAAGACCCUCACGGGCAAAACCAUCACCCUUGAGGUCGAGCCCAGUGACACCAUUGAGAAUGUCAAAGCCAAAAUUCAAGACAAGGAGGGUAUCCCACCUGACCAGCAGCGUCUGAUAUUUGCCGGCAAACAGCUGGAGGAUGGCCGCACUCUCUCAGACUACAACAUCCAGAAAGAGUCCACCCUGCACCUGGUGUUGCGCCUGCGAGGUGGCAUUAUUGAGCCUUCCCUCCGCCAGCUUGCCCAGAAAUACAACUGCGACAAGAUGAUCUGCCGCAAGUGCUAUGCUCGCCUUCACCCUCGUGCUGUCAACUGCCGCAAGAAGAAGUGUGGUCACACCAACAACCUGCGUCCCAAGAAGAAGGUCAAAUAAGGUUGUUCUUUCCUUGAAAGGCAGCCUUCUGCCCAGGCCCCGUGGCCCUGGAGCCUCAAUAAAGUGUCCCUUUCAUUGGAGCAGCAA
Messenger RNA from Gorilla gorilla gorilla (western lowland gorilla), 643 nucleotides. RefSeq names its product ubiquitin A-52 residue ribosomal protein fusion product 1 (gene UBA52). The coding region runs from base 170 to 556 and encodes 128 amino acids. NCBI's taxonomy places the organism in Eukaryota, Metazoa, Chordata, Mammalia, Primates, Hominidae. Gene Ontology annotation, molecular function: protein binding; structural constituent of ribosome. The transcript is spliced from 5 exons. Gene Ontology annotation, biological process: translation. Gene Ontology annotation, cellular component: ribosome. The record is from RefSeq and is a predicted model, not a curated record.